Messenger RNA from Lymnaea stagnalis (great pond snail), 6461 nucleotides. The record is from the annotation of a GenBank genome assembly. Lineage: Eukaryota; Metazoa; Mollusca; Gastropoda; Lymnaeidae.
GGAAUGAGCGAAAUAAAACAUGGAAAAACCUGAUAAAAAGAUCGCAACAUAGCAACGAAUCUUGCAUCCUCUCCGAUACUACAGCUAAGUGAAGAAAGUGUUAGUUUUAUUUAAUUCUGUUUUUAUUGUUGUUUGUUUGCCGAUGAAGGCUUCUUGUCGACACGUUCUUGUUUCCAUUUUUCUAACCUGAUUGCAGUCUCUUCCCCCCCCCCCCUUAUUAUCAUGUUCAUACUUUCUCAUCUGAAUCUUGCAUUGACAAAGUUAAUUAGACGGAAAUGCAUUGGAAAAAUUGAGUAGUUGAAAGUUUUAUUUUAUUUCUUUGUUACCCAAGACAUAUAUUACAUAUAUUAUAUAAUAUUAUAUAUAUAUAUAUAUAUUAUAUAUAUAUAGAUAUAUAAUUUAUAUAUAUAUAUAUAAAUUUGUUAAAAUAUUUAAAUAUUGUAAAAUUUUCUUGCAUUAUAAAUAAUAAAAAUUCGGAUACACUCGUCACAAAAAUUAAAUCUACUUCAGUUGAUCUCGGUAAUAUCUCGGAUGUCGGUAACAAGUGGUACCAAAACACAUUACCAAAAUCAUUUAAAUUUAGAAUGGACAGUGACAGCGAUCCACCUUAUGAAAAAGCAUUAUUGGUAGAUGAGAACUGUGACGAUGAGUUUGAUCUUAACAUACCACCAGCAUCAGGAAAUGAAUAUCUGCGUCGCGUAAGGUAGGCCGAAAUUCAUGCUAGUGUGAGUUACUCAGGUUGUGACAAAAAGUAGUGAGUUUUUUUUUAACUCUAACAGUUUAACAACUCUAACUUUGUAGUUAAUUUAGUUUUAGUCAGUAUUCCUACUAGUCUUAAUGACUACCCAGUCUACUCUACUGAUAAUGUCAGUGACAAUAGUUACUAUUAUUAUUAGAAGUGUUAGUCAUAAUUUGAGUAGUGAGUUAGUAUACGUUCUGACUAAGACUGUUUAAGUUUAACCAAAGUAAUUGUGACACUAGGCUGAGUGAUCAAAAACAAACAAAGCCUGGGCUUUGACUUUCACAUUGGUUGGUCUCUCCAUGUAGGCACUUCGAUGAGAUCCUGGAAUUGCCGAAAACCGGGUAUCGUGAUUUCGUUAUCAAAAUGGCGACCUCCACUUUUUAAUUUACCAGGAGUCAAGAGCCUCGUUGUUUACGAUUUUUUUGUUAAUUAUAGCCCAGCAAGCACAUUCUAUUUCCGCCCACAACUUUGAGUAGACAUGUUGUUUUAUGAUUAGUAGACACUUUUGUUCUAAACAUUUUUGAGAUCUUAACUUUGAAAAUUGAAGUUAAAAUAAUGCUUAUUGUACUCAUUAACUCAUUCAUAUUUUUUUGGCAGUGUCUACACGUCCGGCGCGCCGGACGUCUAUCUCCCGCACUAUGUGUCCGGCGACCAAGUCACAUGACCGCCGUAACAAAGUGGCGAGAGAUAUCGUGUCGGUCAGCCUUGUCACGUGACUGCGAAUAAUUCAAAACUAUUGUUAAUUUUAAAAUCUAUUUCUCUACCAAGUAAUGUACUGAGUAUCUUGAAUGCAAAUAAUAGAAAAAGAAACUUAAGUGAAAGUGGCUUGUAAACAUUUUUGUUUAGUUUGUUAUUUUUUGUGUACCAGUAAUCCAUAAAAUAAAUUAGGGGCCAGUGUGGCAACCAAUAAAAGUUAAAGAUUUCAUUUUAAAUUAUUUCAAUUGCUACAAAAUAUUUAAAAACUUCUCAUGAAACUACUGUUGCUGAGGAACAUGAUAAUAUAAAUAUAUACAAAAUAUUUUAAUUAAAAUGGGAAGAAAAAAAACGACCCUAUCCCCGGUAUAGAUCCUCAAACAUUCCUAUCGUCAAGCAACCACUCUACCACAAGACCAGACAAGAUGUACUAAAUCGUACUUCGUUUGGAAUUAUAAAAACUACUAGCCGUCCGGCCAUGUCCGGCGGUCACGUGACAAGUCGCCGGACGUGUAUCUUGCGCACUACACGUCCGGCGCGCCGGACGUGUAGACACUUCGUUUUUUUUUUUUUGGAAAAGGGUGUCUUUCUUAAAUAAAAAGAUGACGGGAAAUAAUGGCAUAAAUUACAACAUAUCAAAAAUUCAAGAGGUUAGGACCCAAUUCAAUGGUCAAAAAUAGCCUACCAAAUUUUUGUCACGUGUGUCCCAAAAUGACCUAUUAUCGAUAGCGAUUUUUAUUUAAAAAAAAAAAAAUUAAAAUAAAAAGUAAAUAACUUGAUUUACACUGGAAAUCCAGCUUAUUACUCCAUAAUGGUUCAUUCAAAAACAAAUAAUUUAAUAACACAGAUACCUAUUUUAACAACAUAAAUAUAUAUUUUUAACUUUUAUUCUUAACAGGCCUAGAAAAGUAUAGUAUUUUAAGUAUAGGCCUAUCCACUUUCUCUUUCAUAAAAUUGAAAGUUAAUCAAUAUCUUAAAAUUAUGCUAUUACUGAAAAAUAUGAUUCCAUGGUCUGUCUUGAGUUUUUCCUCUUAUUUAACUUUUUAACUAGGAAGGAGGCAAUGGGAUGCCCCAAAGUAGUUGUUGCUGAUUUGGAUACAAGUGCCUUCUUAACCCAACAAACAGUCAAAGUAUCAGAGGUAAGCGGUGAACAAUUUUUAUUUUUUGCAAUAAUUGAUUUAAUUUUAUAUAAUUUUAUCUUUCAUUUUCAUUUUUUUAAAUUGAUUAGAACAUCUAAAAUAAUAUCUAGGUCAUGAAAUUGAAAUAGAUAUCUGUUACUUAAUGCUUGUCACUUUUAAAAAGCCCAUUUUCUGUCCUUUAAAGAUGUUUAGCUUAGUUGUACCAGCUUCAAAGGUAGAAAUAAUUACAUUUGUAAAUGAAAAAAAAAAUGAUCUUAUUAUAGCUUACUUCAUUUGUCAGCCUGGUGGUCUCUUACCUGUACCGGAAAGUUUUAAAGCACCUAUGUCAUGGCAGAGAUUACAAGUUGCUGAAUUUGCUUCUCUGAGACAGGUAAAGCCAUUAAAUAAAUUAUGACAUUGUCAUUUUUGUUUUCUAGGCACAUGCAACCAUGAAAGAUUUAGAAAAAAUUAAUUGGGGGGGGGAGGGGGGGGCUGGGGGUGUCUUGUUUCCAUUGUUGGAUAGUGAAAGGGAUUAUUUUAUUUCAAAUUAUAUUAAAAUUGUUAUUAAUUUUUAAGAUUUAGAAAAAAUUAAUUGGGGGGGGGAGGGGGGGGCUGGGGGUGUCUUGUUUCCAUUGUUGGAUAGUGAAAAGGAUUAUUUUAUUUCAAAUUAUAUUAAAAUUGUUAUUAAUUUUUCACAGAGUGAAACAGAUUAACUAAAGCCAAACUACUGCUUGUAGUCUGAAAAAUAAUAUCCAUCAAAUCUAUAAGAGCACAAAAAUAGACAAAUAUGAAUUAUUUCAGUCUGUUAUUUUAUGCGCACUUCGCAUCUCUAGUGUCAUUUAUAUUGUUAUGUCAUUAACAUAAAUGCUAAUUUGUUGUCAACAGAAACUGAUUCAAUACAGGGCUCUAAUAAAGCAGAAAAAAAUAACUCCCCGGAUCCCUAAUCUGGUAACUGCUCCUCAUGCUCUUUUGGUUAAUUAACAUUAAUGAUUUGUUUAAAUAUUUGUAAUAUUCAUAUGUAUGUAUGUAUGGCAUCUUUCCGUCUGCGGGAGACGAUAGAUUAUCUUUAUUGCUUGCAGCUCUUGGUGUGGCUGGUGAGACCAAUCAUAAUACACGAAAGAAAAGGAUUUUCUGAACCUUUUAUAAAGAAUAUUGGAUAGAUUAUGCUAUAUUUCAUCAUGAUUUUUAUUUUUUAAAACGUCAUGUACCCGCCUCUUCAAGAUAACACAGUAUAAUAAUAUUUUUCCAGCCACAUGCCAAUAAUGCAGAAAGCUGGUGCAAACUGUGUUUUGGUAAGCUGAGGCUCAAACCUACCCAGCAAUCAGCUGCAAACACAAACAAUGAGGAGACCUGUGAGGACAGUCUAGGGGAGGAGGGGACACCACCUCUUCUACAUAUUGUUGCUUUUAUGAGCCAAGUAAGUGACAACACUUCUGACUAAAAAUGCGUUUUGUGAGCACUGGAAGAUGCACCAUCGCUGGUCUGGAAUAAGUGAGAAUUCUCUAACCCGCCCCCUUCCAUCAAAGAGACAAUGACGAUCCACAGAGAAUGAACACCUUUUAGUCACUGGUCUAGUGUAACAAGCUAGCAAAUUAGUUUCUCCCUCACUAAUGUUCAUGGGUAGUUAAUUAAAUUAAAGGUUGUUUAAAAAGUCUUUCAAUGAUAACCCCUAUAAAAGGCUAGAAAAAAAUUCAUUUCAAACCUGUGGUGCUAUCAUGAUGUUAUCUUUCUUCUUGAGCAAGAGGUAGCAGACACUUAUACAUCUCCAGUCAUUCCCAGAUAUUCUUGUGGGGGAGUGGGGGGGAUCCCUGAGUUAAAAACCUCAACCAUGGGAGUUGGAAGACAUCAACCCACUUGUCCAAAUCAGCUGUUCACCCAAAAUUGCAUGUAGUCCUAUCGGUUAAUUUUUUGGUUUAGUUAAAAUUUAAUCCAAAGGAAAUAAGCAAAACAAAGUAUGGGAAAACAUAAAAAAAGGACACAACAAAACAGCAAUCCUGUCAACAAAAAACCCUCUUCAGCAAAUUAAUAAUAGUCAAAACAAUAUAAAAAAUAAAAGUAGAGUAUCCGAGAGGAUAUCCAGAAAGUUAAUACACAUUUUUAUUGAUGAAUGAUUAAGUGCUAUUUCAGUAAUAGAAAUAUUGAAAAUAUUUUAUUUGUAAGCUCUGGGUAAAAGGAUUUUUCUUUUAAAGUUUCUCCAAAGAAACAUAAGUUUAAAUGAUUAUAAAUAAAAGGAACAAAUAUUUUGUAUUAUGUUUCUUUUUUUUUCCUUAUAAUCUCUAGCACCAAGUAACCAAAGUUUUAGAAUACCAUGUCAACUGGUUAGAGGCCACAGGAUUCUCAUCCAGACAGGUGAGUCAAGUUUAGCUGGUUACAAAGGUGUGUGUGAAAGUCAUCAAUAACAUAUUUUUAUUACAUAAAGAAGGAAGUUUUAAUAUUUUAUUGGUUUAUAAAUCAAACAAGUCAGGUGUGUUCUCUUUGCAGUUGGGAAAUGUUCUUGUUACAUUUUAUGGACAUGGAGAUAUUUUUGAAACAUCAAAAAUAUUCUUUUUAAAUAACCUUUUUUUGUUGUUGUAAUUUUAAGUUGUUUUUUUUUCUUUCCAAUUUUAGGGUCGUUGGUUUUUUGCCCUACUUGCAAAUCUUCAAAAACCACUGACUCCAGAAAUCUGCGCUUGGAUUCGUCAUCUGGCCCGCUUGUGUUCAAACAUAAGGGCAUCUCUGGUAGGGUUUGAAAUAUGUUGAUAAUUUUUUUAAUUCAUUUUAGAGCUUCGCUCGCUCAUCACUUAAGACUCUGAACAAUACCUACUAUUUCUGUACUUUGUAGCCAAGUGUAGUGUUUUACUGACAUUUCGUACUUUAUUUAAAUUAUUUAUCUUAUAAAUGUAAUCUAAAUAGGUUAAAAAUAUUUUUAAAUAAGUAGUUGUAUUACUUAAAAAUAGUUAAAAUAGAUUAUCACCUUCAUAACUUUUUUUUUUUUUCACUUUGAAACCUCCUUGAAAGUAAUUCUCAGUUUUACACAAUCAAAUUCCUUUCAAAUUUGCAUCACAUUUUUUGCAUGAAUGCACUAUUUUGUGCAUGGUUUCUUUUUUUUUUGGACAAAAAUGAGAAUUUUAUCAAAUAGUAAUUUGAAUGAAAGUUGAGACGAGGCAUCAUACAAAAAUCGCAUCAAAAGUAUGAACACAAAUUUGAUCGUGUGAACUGAGCAUAAAUCCAAAUUGAAAGACUGGUCACACACGUUGUGUCAACAUGUUUAUUUUUAGCAAAAUUGUUGCUCAUCUUGAAAGAACUAGUAGAGAAAUGAGCUAUUCAAUGUAUUUGAGAAGAUUUCAGAAAACUAAUUGUUAAUUUUGGUAAUAUGAUGGGCGCGUUAUUGGAUGGGAUAUGUGGGGGCAGCUCAAUUAUGAGAUAAAGGUAUACAGAUGAGGGCAGCUGAUAUAUGUGAUAAAGGUAUACAAAUGGGGGCAGCUAAAUUAUGUGACAAGAUACACAGAUGGUGCAGCUAAAUUAUAAGAUCAUCAUGAUUGUAAAAAGUGGUUUGGAAUUAUUGCUGUUGAGAGAUCAGCAUGAGAUUUGCUAUUUCUUUUUCAGGAAACCGCUGACGAUCCCUGUCUGAAUGAGCUCAAUUUGAUAAUCUGCCUUGUCUCACGCUAUUUUGAACAGCAGGAUCUGGCAGAUCCUUGACCUUGCAACCAACUGAGAUGUUUUGCUUUGCAGAAAUAUUUGUUAUGAGAAGCCAAGUAUUUUCAAGUGUUUAUUUGGUAAUGCUGUUAUCCCCAUAGAUCAAAUCAUUCACUUUAUCUUUAAGUUCCGAUUAUGACGUUAUAGUUUUAAUUAUGUGAGCCUGGCAAAUAAAAAAUUCUAGUUGAUAGUAGGUUAGGGGUCAUCCAUAAAAGACGUCCACACAAGGGGGG